Molecule: messenger RNA, 179 nt
Organism: Dentiscutata heterogama
Lineage: Eukaryota; Fungi; Glomeromycota; Glomeromycetes; Diversisporales; Gigasporaceae
Source: the annotation of a GenBank genome assembly
AAAGCAAAAAAGAUGAAUCUGCCUGUUUAACUACAUUUGCAAAUUUUAUUUCUUUAAAAUAUCCUACUGAUAAAGCUUCUAAAAUAUAUGCUAAACUAUUAAAAUUUCAUAAUAAACAGGUACCAUAUAAUAAUCAAAUUGUCUGGAAUUCAGCAAGUUAUGUUAAGCCAACAACAUAG